AUGACUUACCCCAUCCCCCAACCUUCGGUGUCGGCUUAUAAACUAUGGACGGCAUUCUUCGCCAUGAUCUGUGCUGCAAUCGCAUCUUUUCCCUACUUUUUCAACCCCGCCAAGAAUCAGCUCUAUGCGACUAUCGGGUUCCUCGCACCGUACUGCGCUACUAUGUUCAUGCUCAACUGGGAGGUCCUCAUGGUGAUGUCCGUGAAGGGCAUUCUCGGUCUCUGGAUUGGUAUUGGUAACGCCUGUUUGAUACACGUCAUCGCCAGUGCUAUUGACGAUGGUCCGUGGUGUCGCCUAUGGUCAUUCUUGCUCUUCUUGCCCGAGUCCUGGUUUUGGGCCCUCGCAUUCAAACCAACCAACACCAAGCUGAACGAUUGGAUUAUGCCUGAGGGUAUCUUCGUCACUGCAACACUGGGUGGUAUGUUCUACCCACCGGGUGAUUUGUAUAUGGCCCUGGCCGUGGCGGGCAUUUGGGCCACGUUCGGUUUUGUCGUCAUGUGCAGUGUCGUGACCAUACUGAAAGUCACUCAUCUCCUUCCCCAACAAGGCCCCAGUCCCAUUUCUCAAUUCGCCGAUGCAGUUGCUAACGUCUUUGAACACGAAAGCGGCCGCUUUCCCGAUGUCACGUUUGGAUGUGAAGCCUCUGCCGCUUACUACAACGAUCUUGACGUGGCAGUUGAAAAACUGGUCAGCGUGGCCCUUCCUCCCAAGAUCCAGGCGACAGCCUUCACCAUAUCAAGCGAACUUGACUCUCUACGAGAUUGCCUUGCCGAAGGGGAAUUUAGCCAAGCCAUGAUUGACUAUGUUUGGAAACCAUUCUGUGCUGAAUUCACCCAUCUCCGUAUAGCAGUUUCCCAAGCCCUUCGUGACUGUGCCAACGGCAACGCAGAAGUCGGCUGUUAUGAUCUCGACGACCGAGCAAGACGAUGCCAGAGUUACCUCCUUAAAUGCAUCGCGGAGAGCAAUGCUGAAUGCGCUAGGGGACACAUUGAGCCUCCCUCGGCCUCGGAGCUACUCAGAUUCCAUUAUGCUGUGGGCACGAUGAUUUAUGUUGCUAUCCUUACGGAGACUUUCCGCAAGGCGCUAAUUGAGGAGAUUAUCGAGGCUACCAGGCAAAAGAAACUGCAAAACGCCGUAAGUUUACUAUGA
Molecule: messenger RNA, 1149 nt
Organism: Perkinsus marinus ATCC 50983
Lineage: Eukaryota; Perkinsozoa; Perkinsida; Perkinsidae
Exons: 2
Coding region: 1-1149 (382 amino acids)
Source: RefSeq, a predicted model, not a curated record